This is a messenger RNA of Manis javanica (Malayan pangolin), 885 nucleotides long. Lineage: Eukaryota; Metazoa; Chordata; Mammalia; Pholidota; Manidae. The record is from RefSeq and is a predicted model, not a curated record.
AUGGUGCCUGGAGCUCAGGCCAAGGCCAGGGACUCGCGGCCCCUCGGAGAGAGGAAGCUGGCCCUCACUAGCACUACGCGGCCCCUCGGGGCCUGGCCACCAGCACCACCACCUCCAACCUCUGGGACCCCCGGGGAGCCUGACCCGCAGGGCAGCGGAGGUCCUCGCCCCGCCCCGUCCGCCGCGGGGACCGGCAGGAAAGGAGCCGCUGACCUCACCACCCUGGGCUCGGGGAGGGGACGCAGGCGGCGGGCCCGGAACCCAGGCGCGUGCGGAAACAGCGCGGAGGGCGUGGGGCUGCGGCCCCGACUUGCGCUGCGGGCGGCGCGCCCCCCGGCCCCCAACUCCGGGCCCCGCGCGGGCAGAACGCACGGCCCGGCACCCCCGGCCUGUGCUCGAGCCCGGCGGCGGACCGGCGACCGAGCGGGCGGGGCGCUCACCUGGACACGCGCCGCUGCCGGCGUUUCCAGAACCUCCCGCGGCGGCGCCCGGCCCGCUCGGCGCCUCCUCCUCUGGCGACCCCGCCUCCCGCCGCGGCCCGACUCCGCCCGCUUGAGCCGCCGCCACGUCCCCACCUCCCGCCCCCUGGCCGGCCAGGCCCUUGGCUCCGCGAGCGGAGGGCCUCGGCCGGCGGUCGCCGCUGCCAGCGACCCUCGGGAAGUGGAGGCUGCGCGACCGCGCGGGAGCCGGGAGCGCGUUUGGGACCAGCCGGGAGCCCGCGGUCGGCACCCUUCAUGCCGCGCGCCGCUCGCCGCACGUACACCGCGCCCGCUUCGCCCCGCCCGGCCCCCACCUGUGGGGCGCGGCCCGCCCUCUUCCCAGGGGGGGCCCAGGGGCGGCCCACGACCCAUCCUGGCCUCGGUGCCGGGCGGGCAGCGCGCCUAG